CCUACUUGCUUUUCUAUGUUGAACGUCAAUCGUUACAAGUCAAUCAGUAUACGAUGGAGAAUGCAGUUCGUCCGGCAGCUGUUACGCCGUCGUUCUCAGCUCAAAAAAAUUCCCAUUGUGGGGAUAAAAUGGAUGAAUCCAAGAGCUUGCAUGAAUGAGGCAUAUAAUCCUACUACUAUAGAACACAUUGCAAAUGUGGCAACUCAUGGAAUAUGGGUUGUGCCAUCAGUGAUUGGCGGUAUCGAGCUUAUACGGCGUUCAACAACAUGGACUCAGUUCGUUUCCGCUUGCGUGUAUGGCAUUUCCUUGAUUCUUGUUUUUACAGUAUCAACUUUUUUUCACAGUGUACAUUACUGCAAUCAUAACAGACAACUAAAGGACGCACUGCAUCGCUGUGAUCGUGCUAUGAUAUACAUCUUCAUAGCAGCUAGUUACUUUCCAUGGUUAAAUAUAGAUAAAUUCUCAGAUGAUGAACUCUUAUUUGAGAUGCGUUAUGUUGUCUGGAUCAUGGCGAUAAUGGGUAUUCUUUAUCAACAGAUCUUCCAUGAAAAAUACAAAAUGCUUGAAACUAUUUUCUAUAUAGUUAUGGGUGUUGGACCUAGCGUUGCAAUUCUUAACGUUUAUGACUACUAUCAUAUUACGGAAUUAAAAGUGGGCGGACUGAUAUAUGUUCUUGGUUUGAUAUUUUUCAAAUCCGACGGCCGCAUACCCUGCGCUCAUGCAAUCUGGCAUCUUUUUGUAGCCGCAGCGGCUGGAUUUCACUACUACGCAAUUCUAAACCAUGUUUUUCCUGAAACAGACCCGAACGUUCGUGGAUCAUCUGACAGCAUGCCACCGCUGUCUGACAUACUGAAUUCUCAUAUAGAGUUGUAAGAAUUAUAUAUAUACCAUUUUCUACACGACACUUCUUCCAAACGCUAGAAAUUUUGAAACAGCAGCAGCUCUAGAAGUUCUAUAUAUAUUCUCUGAUAUAGAAAAAUGUUUUUAAUUUCUACGUGGUAAAAGAGUUUUUGAUAAUGACAAUUGAUUUUUUAAUUGUGAUUUGUAUGUCUGUUCUCUAGACAGCCAAUUUUUCAUAAUUAGAGUGUUAGUAUAAAACACAAGUCUCUUACUACGUGUAAAUAAAAAUGAAGACACUGUUAAAAAAUGAAGUACCUGACGGUCACAUGAAACUUGAUUCAUGUGUAUGGGAUGUGUAAUAGAUCAAAAAAAGAAAUAUUGUAUUAGCAGAAGUAUGUAGUAUAACAGUUACUGCUAAUCACAUUGUAAGUUCGAAUACAUGUACAAUGAAUAUUACAUCUUUUAUAUGAUUCAGCAUAUUAAUCUCGGGAUUAGUCGCGUAAAUAAUGCCAAAUUAUUGUAAGAAAAAAAAAAGGUUCGUCAAAACUAACUACUUAACAUUAGUUAAAAAGUAAACUAGAAAAAACUUAUUUUGUUUUACAUUGUAUAAGUUUUAUAAAAAUCUUUACAAUAAUUAUAUAAUAAUUUGUACACAGUAAAUAUUAGUUGAAUAGUGAAUGAAAACCAAAUUGACUGAAUACAUAAAUUAUUGCUUUUCAAUCAGAAGUGUCAAUCAAAUGUUCUGUUUGCAGAUUGUGCCAAAAUUAUAUUUACAUUUCUAAUUGACUAACAUGUAGCAUUUCCAACAUAUUAGAUGUAAUACAAGUACAUAAGUAUAUAUUAUGUAUAUACACAUACAUACAUAAAUAUAUAAAUGCAUAUAUAAAUCAUAUAUAAAUGCAUAUAUAUUUAUAUAUGAUGCUCUUCUAUACGGAAUCAGCAUUAUAUUUAAAUUAUAAUACAACUUUUACAACUGUUUUGAUGUAUAGAUUGCUACAUAUAAAAUGAUAAAAUUAUAUACACACAUAUAUAUUAUAUAUAUAUUUAUAUACAUUCAGUUUUAGUGUUUCAAUCGUUUCAUCGGAAACAGCAUAUAUAUUAAACAAUGGCCUUAUAUUUAUAUUAUUAUUAGACAUACUCUUCCAAAAUAUAUUACAUGACGUUUUUAUGUGAUCUUUUGUUGUUCAGUUUAAACAAUUGCGUAAAUCAAAUUGCAUAUAAUUAUAUUUUUUGGUAAUUAUAUAAAAUGUUAUUAUUUUUAUAAAGUAUAUGUGUGCAUAUGCGUGUAUACUACGUAUACAAACGUAUGUACACAUAUAUUUUUCUAUUAAUAAUUUACUUAUAUGAUACAUAUUUUGUCUUUCUUAUAUAGUAUACGAGUUAAUGUAAUUUAUGUAAUAUCUAUAUUUAUUUUUACAUACCACUUGUAUAGCAAAAUUAAAGAGAUGUAACAUGUGGUUUUAUACGUGUGCAUUGCGUGUGUGCGCGCGCGACUGUGUGUACACUAUACAGUACAGUAUCGACAUUGAAUAAAAUAUUAGUGAGAAUGUCUUAUUAAUGUAAGAAGGACGUGCGAUAUUAUACAUGUAUGACACCGCGAGAAACAAAGUACAAAAAGAUCAUCAACUAUGAGUUUGUUCACUAUUUUUUGUCUUUGUGAUUUGCAGUGGACCAAAAUGUAUUGCAAUGUAACGUAUAGCAUCUUUAGUACGCUUUCUCGUGUGUACGACUAUGUAAUAUUUAAUAAAGGGAAGAGAUAGGAGAACAAUAAAAAAUUAUAUAUUGA
This is a messenger RNA of Pseudomyrmex gracilis, 2626 nucleotides long. Its product is annotated as monocyte to macrophage differentiation factor. The coding region runs from base 16 to 873 and encodes 285 amino acids. The transcript has 4 exons. The record is from RefSeq and is a predicted model, not a curated record. Gene Ontology annotation, cellular component: membrane. Gene Ontology annotation, molecular function: pore-forming activity. Lineage: Eukaryota; Metazoa; Arthropoda; Insecta; Hymenoptera; Formicidae.